GGUCAGCUGCUGCAGCAAGGACGCACGUGUAGCUCCAGCUCCGCGCAUUUGAAGAUCAAGAUGGCAGCCUCCGUGUGUCGGUGUUACGAGCUGGUUGGCAGACGGGCCUUGGCCCUCUGCUCCCGGCCUCUGGUCCCUUCACUGUGGAGAGGAGACGCCUACACGUUACAAAGGAGUCCAGCUGCAACUGUGCAGGUUCGAUAUUCUUCAGGAGGCCGUAAAGGUUUUCUGGGAGAGUUUGUGGAUAACCUGCGUCAGGAAUUCAAUAAGAAUCAGGAGAUGAAAGACAACAUAAAGAAGUUCAGAGAAGAGGCCAAGCGGCUUGAGGAUUCUGAUGCUCUCCAACAAGCCCGCAGGAAAUAUAAAUCUAUCGAGUCUGAGACAGUGAAGACUUCCGAGGUGUUUAAGAAAACCUUUGGCUCUUUGUCGGAGACCGUCAAGGAGGGUCUUGAGGAAGUAACUCGUACUGAUAUCGGGAAGAAGAUCAAGGAAAGUGUGGAGGAGGCUGCCAAGCACUCUGCAGAGUCGGUUUCCAAAGGAGGAGAAAAACUGGGCAAAACCGGUGCAUUCAGGGCCAUCUCACAGGGUGUGGAGACCAUGAAGAAGGAGAUAGAUGUUGGGGAUGACGGCCAAUAUAGAGCCCCCUCACAGCUGAGGAAGAGGAGCGAUUUCUCCUCCAAAGGAGCAGACAGCGACUCCAGAGUGUUCGAGGCCAACGAGGAGGAUAUGGGUGUCGUUCUCCACAAGGAUUCAAAGUGGUACGAGCAGUGGAAGGACUUUAAGGACAAUAACGUCGUCUUUAACAGAUUCUUUGAUAUGAAGAUGAAAUAUGAUGAGAGUGACAAUGCUGUCGUCAGAGCAUCCAGAGCCGUGACUGACAGAGUCACUGGAUUCCUAGGCGGCCUGUUCUCUAAGACAGAAAUGUCCGAGGUGCUGACAGAGAUUGUGAAGGCUGACCCCACCUUCGAUAAAGACAUCUUCCUCAAACAGUGUGAGAAAGACAUCAUCCCAAACAUACUGGAGGCUAUGAUCCGUGGAGAGCUGGAUGUAUUAAAAGACUGGUGCUAUGAAGCUACGUACAGUCAGCUGGCUCACCCCAUCCAGCAGGCAAGAGCGCUGGGCCUGCUCUUCCAGUCCAAAAUCCUUGACAUUGAUAACAUAGAUUUAGCGAUGGGUAAGAUGAUGGACCAGGGCCCAGUGCUAAUCAUCACCUUCCAGGCUCAGGUCGUCAUGGUGAUACGCGGCCCCAAAGGAGAUCUUGUGGAAGGAGAUCCGGAGAAGGUGAUGAGGAUGAUGUAUGUUUGGGCGUUGUGUCGGGAUCAGGAGGAGCUGAAUCCUAGUGCAGCCUGGAGACUCCUGGACAUCUCAGCCUCCAGCACCGAGCAGGCCCUCUAGGAGGAGGAAGAGGAGAAGCGCAGGUGAAAAGGCUGACAUGGGACAUGCAAACUGUGAAGAAGGGCAGGCACAAGGAUGUGCUCAGAACACCUGCACAUACUGACUGAUACUGAGGAAAGAGUGCGCUCCUGCUCCUGUCAUGCCAGAGACUGUACCUGCACACACUUACAUUUCCCAUUGCUUUCCAGAGGAUUUAUGUGCACAUGUAUAUAUUCAUAAGCUCCAUGGAGCGAAGAUAUACGGACAAACUAGCGGUAUAUGAUAUAUCCAAAGACAACUGUGGGUCCGUGUGUGUGUGUGUUGUCUCUGGCCCUGGUCACCUCAGUGAUUGGGUUUCCAAGUGGAGCAGAACGUUUUUUUAUUCAUUUUGAAGGGACAGAACCAUCUUUUUCACAAUCUGGCUUUCAUUCAAUGGUGGCUAUUAAUCCAAGAAGACAGUAGGUCUAAAAUGGACAUGGCAUCUGCGUUUUGAGAGGGAUAUCUGAAGUCUAAAACUAAGUUAAAUCUCAUCUCUCUUUGUCGAAUGAUGAUAACAGGACACGAACGUGGAGUUAGUGCAGUAACAAACAUAGCUGAGUGGGACAGCAUGAGAGACCAUGUUAUUCAAAGCGAACAUGCUACAAGUUGAUGGGGGGGGGCAUCAUUUUACAUAAGCAGAUUGAUGUACUUGGGAUAAGGAGUCUAUUCAACCUGUAGAAAUUGGAGGGAGCGUUUGAAAAUUCUGUGUAAAUAACCCUGAUGAUGUCAUCAGAGUUUCCUCAGACUUGAAACGACACAUUUGAACAGAAACCCUGUUUUGUGAACUUAGGAUUUGGAAGGAAAUAAAAAUGUACUCGGCAGGAAAGAUCUGACACCUAUUAUCUAUAGAGGCCUUCAGCUUACAUUAUGGUAAAUAUAGGAUCCAGGGUUUUUCGACCUUGACUAAAAUAAAAGUGAAGAUAUGUAAGCCUCCAUUACUUUUAUUUGAAGCAUUCUUCUCCAAACUGUGAGACUGCAGUACUAAAAGGCUGGAGUACCACGUGGCCUCAUUGCAACUCUUUGCGCAGAGUUUCAAAGGUCCACGAGACUUACUAUAAUAAUUUCCUCAUCUGCCUGCAUCUGUGAAGAUCUGCCAAAAAAAAUUGUAAACACUAUGCCUAUGCAGACCCUAAAUGUAACAUAACCGUCCGCUUUCCGGAGUAUGUCCAGCCCUUAAAAGAUCCCUAAGGAACAAUAUGUUUGAUUCGCCAUUCAAAUACACAUAAGACAUGUUUUUAGAGAGAAAACUUUGGCUUUUCUUUUUUUUUUUGUUGCCAAAAUCAUCUUAGGAAAAUGUAAAUUCAGCUGUGAUGGUUCCUACUGGUUUACACAAACUUAUCAAAACUAAAACUAAGAAAAUGGUUGAACCAUAUGCCAUCGGUGCUGUAGCUCAGAGCGGCUCAUCGCAGCAACCACAAACAAUUGGAUAAAAUAUAGAUCGCUAUGUUUUUGAGAGGCUGAAUAUGUUUUUUCAAGUUGUGAAGCAUUGGGCACCAAGACUGUGUAUUCUGUACACCCUUAAAUAAGAAGAACUGUAUUGUAUCUACAUAUUAAUAUAAGCUCUCAACUCCUUGUAAAUAUAUUAAAUGUGGAGUAUUUCUUCUCUGUAAGCUUGGGUGGGACCACAUUCAAAUAAGUCAUCAUGGCAGCUUCAUUGCUUCAGGAUCAUCUGCCAUUAUGUAACUUUUUAAGGGGUUAGUGCUGAAGAUGAACUUGAAUGAAUAAGCACAUUACUGUACUGUGUGAUGACUGUUCUGACAUUCAUACAGUAUGAUACUCUCAUGUCACUGAAGAUUGAACACAUGAUUGUACUGAACUCUCUGUCCUUUAUUUAGUUUUUCAUUCAUCUAAAGAAAUGUCCAUAACUGGGAAGAAGAAGUCGAGCCCCUCAUGAAUAGUUUUUGUGCCUGGAUUUUACCACAAAGAAAUUCAGCAUGUUUUAAUUUUGUUUAACAGUUGUCAUAGAUAUGAUUUGAGAUGGUCUGUAACUAACUGAAAAACAUGACCAUUAUAGUCAUCACUACACACCACUCCUGUGUGUGUGCUGAUGUCUUUUGAGACUCCUGCGGGUAAAACAAUAAAACCCACCAGUAUUUUGGGACAACUGACGGGUGGAAUCAUUACUCAGCAUGCAUGAUCAGCUGUUAAGAGAGGUCUAGUGAAAAUCUGUAAUUCAGCAUGAGAACGUUUUCCCUGCUUACAGCUGGACAACUGCAAGACAUCUCAACAGUUAUGGGAGAGAUUGCCAUUGAAUAAAGUAUGUAUGUUCUCCAGACAAUUUUGUUUUGAUUUGUGUGAGGCCUGACAUUUCAUCUAAUAUUGAGUUUGGUUUGAUCUGAAGCAAAUCUUGCACAACAUUUACGGAAUUCCUUCAAACCAGAGGUCACUCCGUUCACUUCAUGAGCUUUCCUCUAGUGCCACUAUCAGUCAAAUUGUCAUCUAUGCACACAAAGAACAGUUUCUCAACAUUAAAAAUGGCCAGGUUGUUGGAGAAAUAUAAAGUGGCUUUAAUGACCAUUCCUCUAAAACUACCCUGAGUAAGUCUCAACAUAUCGCCACUAUGUUUGUUCUAUGCUACACUUUUACAUUGUUCUUCUAUUGGAGCAACUUUAAGGGUUUAUUUGAAAAACGACCGGUUGUUGCUUUUUUUCCCAUGUCACGAGAAAUCCUAUAUAUUGUAUAUUGUAUAUGCCACUAUCAUUUACACAUUACAUCCGUCCUUCAACUUCAGGUUCUAAGUUGAUCAAACAAACAAAAUGUAUUCAUGAGUUUUUCUUGUUUUAUCCCGUUAUACGUCUGUCCGCAGAAUAAAGAGUAGUGUGUUAAGGUU
This is a messenger RNA of Eleginops maclovinus (Patagonian blennie), 4243 nucleotides long. RefSeq names its product mitochondrial import inner membrane translocase subunit TIM44-like. The transcript is spliced from 13 exons. The coding region runs from base 61 to 1395 and encodes 444 amino acids. The record is from RefSeq and is a predicted model, not a curated record. NCBI's taxonomy places the organism in Eukaryota, Metazoa, Chordata, Actinopteri, Perciformes, Eleginopidae. Gene Ontology annotation, cellular component: mitochondrial inner membrane. Gene Ontology annotation, molecular function: protein-folding chaperone binding. Gene Ontology annotation, biological process: protein import into mitochondrial matrix.